Zasmidium cellare ATCC 36951 is the source of this 1134-nucleotide messenger RNA. RefSeq lists its product as uncharacterized. The coding region runs from base 1 to 1134 and encodes 377 amino acids. The transcript is spliced from 4 exons. NCBI's taxonomy places the organism in Eukaryota, Fungi, Ascomycota, Dothideomycetes, Mycosphaerellales, Mycosphaerellaceae. The record is from RefSeq and is a predicted model, not a curated record. Gene Ontology annotation, biological process: dephosphorylation. Gene Ontology annotation, molecular function: phosphatase activity.
AUGCAAGAUGCCGAGCUCAUCAAGUUGCAGGUGAUGCACAGGCAUGGCGCCCGAAGCCCUGCUGCAGGAAAGGUUCCAGGCGACAACACCGAAUGGUACCAGUGCGGCAACCCAGACGAGUUCAUGUUCAUGAACCAGGGUAAUAUCGUUGAAGGAGAGCGAUCACCUUUCAUGAAAGAAGAGUCCGUCAUCGACGGCGCUUUCAGUUAUGUCUUGUGGAAGGGCAACUGUGACGCUGGUCAAUUAACGGCGCUGGGCUCCCAUCGUAUGAACUACGUAGGUCAGGUGCUCAGACAAGUAUAUGUCAAUACCCUCGGCUUCCUGCCAGACUGGAUGGACUCAAGCUUCCAAAUCAGUCAUACAUAUAUUUGGCGAACCCGAGAGUCUGUCGAGAACUUGAUGGCGGGACUGUAUCCACUGCAAUAUCGAGCACCUGGCCAGACAUUGACAAUGCAUGUUAAGCCGAGCCUCGUCGAGACCAAGAUCGGCAACACAGCAGCCUGCCCUAAGCUCGCAGCUAUCAUGUCUUCCUACACCAACUCCAGCGAGUACGCUGCGACGCUCGCACCUUUUGCCGAGCUGCAGAAGAAGAUCGUAGCCGCCUACAACACCUCGUCGAUCAGAGGCUUCAACACCAGUCAGGACCUGUACGACACAGCAUCAGCCGCUUACUGUCAUGGGCUUGGCCUCAAGGGCAACCUGACCGAACCCGACAUUCAGUCUUUGACCAUCCCAGGCACGUCCGCUUAUCAUAACGUAUUCCGCUCGAACCCCGAAAAUGCCACGGAGGCGAAGACGCUGGCUGUCGGACCAUGGCUCCAAGAAAUCGUCGCCUCCUUCUCAGACAUGAGCACCAAGCUGCAGGUCUAUUCUGGUCACGAUGCCUCCUUGGACAUGUUCCUGUCGGUAGUAGCAGAUCCGGAUCUUCCAUGGCCGCCUUUCAGCUCGAGUGUGGAGAUUGAGCUUUGGCAACAUCGGCAGAGGGGCAAGUUGGUGAGGAUGUACUACGAGGGAAUGAUUGUGCCUGCUCACCCGCAGCUGAACUGCUCGUUCGACGGAUGUCCGCUCGACACGCUGGAGAGCUUCUUGUCGAGGUACAUCCCGACGGAUUUGGCAAGUGCGUGCAAGGUUUAG